AUGAAACGAAGGCUCGAAAGGCAAGAUGGGCCUCAAACAACUGCUAAACCUCGCAAAAAUGGAGUUGUAUGUAAUGAGCCGCCUUGUGCCAAUGACUAUGUAAGCCUUGAGUUGUAUUCUUCACACGUCAGCCAAUUUCAUGAUAAUGUGUGCUGUGCAUGUGGGAAGAACUUCGUUUAUCAACGUAUCCUCGAUCUACACUUGGAAGAAUGCCAUGAUCCAUUCAGAGAUUCCGACAGCCAGCUCAAGUGCUGGCACGCCAAGUGCAGAGAUCAAUUUCCAACUCAUGCACUAAGGAUCGAGCAUCUUCAGCGAACUCAUCAUUAUCCUAGUAGUUAUGACUUUGAUAUAAUAUACAAGGGUUACGUAACGACAUGA
Messenger RNA from Lachancea dasiensis, 378 nucleotides. NCBI's taxonomy places the organism in Eukaryota, Fungi, Ascomycota, Saccharomycetes, Saccharomycetales, Saccharomycetaceae. The record is from the annotation of a GenBank genome assembly.